UAUACUAAUUUAUUUUUAACCAAAACUUCGAAGGCAGGAGCAUUUCCUUGAUUCUACAAGGUUUAAACUUUUUACAAAAUUUUGAAGAAGAAUGGCUCGUACGAAGCAGACAGCACGUAAGUCAACCGGAGGAAAGGCACCACGAAAACAAUUGGCCACCAAAGCAGCAAGAAAGAGCGCUCCAUCGACAGGAGGAGUCAAAAAACCUCAUCGUUACAGGCCAGGAACAGUCGCUCUUCGUGAGAUUCGUCGUUAUCAGAAGUCAACCGAACUGUUGAUCAGAAAAUUACCGUUCCAGCGUCUGGUCAGAGAAAUCGCACAGGACUUUAAGACAGAUCUACGCUUCCAGAGUGCUGCUAUUGGGGCCUUACAAGAAGCGGCCGAAGCUUAUUUGGUUGGGUUAUUUGAAGACACAAAUCUCUGCGCCAUCCACGCCAAGCGAGUAACGAUUAUGCCAAAGGACAUUCAACUCGCCAGAAGAAUCCGAGGAGAACGUGCUUAGAAACAUCUACACCUAGAAAACUGUUUUUUAGUAUAGUGACUUUAAUUUAUCUGUUAUAUUGAAAACUAACCUGGAGCCGUUUGUAUAUUACGAGAAUUAAAAAGGAGCGCCAAAAUGGAAAAUACUUAACGAUGCUAUUUGGAUGGCCGUUGAUCUUGGAAGAUUUUUCUACUAUUUUUCGCUUAUACUUACACAAACCUUACUGAAAUCUAAAAUUGGUCGACGCCUUUCUAUUAAGUUAAUGUUAAAAAUGAAAAACUUUUGAUUUUUGUAUAGUUGUUUAAAAGAGCAACGAUUUUAGAGCUUUUUUUUCUGGUAUAGGAAGUUCCAAUAUGGCGUCGCCCAAGUCUUUGUUUGAAUCAUCUACAAAGAACGCGUUGGUGAGUCUUCUGUUGAAUUUCCACCAACUUCGGCGUCAAAACUGUAUAUCAGCAUUUUUUUAUGUUCUAUUAUGUUAUUUUUUCAGAUCCAUGCAUGAACUUUUAAGUUUUCUACUUUGAAUCUUUAAAUUUCACGACUAGAUAAACGAAAACUAAGAAUAUAACUGCGUGCUUGUAUAAAUCACACACUGUAGCUUAUAAUCGUCAUUUUAUCUAUAGAGACCAAGUAAUUUAACAAUGUAUAGUAAAAAUCAAGAUACUUGGAAUAA
Molecule: messenger RNA, 1151 nt
Organism: Actinia tenebrosa (Australian red waratah sea anemone)
Lineage: Eukaryota; Metazoa; Cnidaria; Anthozoa; Actiniaria; Actiniidae
Product: histone H3.3
Cellular component (GO): nucleosome
Molecular function (GO): protein heterodimerization activity; DNA binding; structural constituent of chromatin
Source: RefSeq, a predicted model, not a curated record